UUCGUGAAUGGAGGCAGAUCGGUGUCUGUCCUGUUGGUUGCUAGAUCCCCAGUGCCUAGCACAGUACCUGAUAUAUAGGAAGUGCUUAGUAAAUAGUUGUUGAUUAAGUAGACGAAUACUGAUGUUUCAUAAUUUUCCCAACAGUUUCUCUUUUGCGUUGAAAUUUCAGGCAUUCCUUUAAUUCCUGGUUUCUUCAGAAACAGUGGGAAAUGCUCUUCUAAGAAAAAUCUUACUCUAAGGGAUCAACCUGCUUUAUUUCCCUUUUCAGAAAAUGGCCACCCAGCAGGAAGCCUCUGAUGAGAGGAUCUCCCAGUUUGAUUACGAUUUUCUGCCAGAGCUGUCUGCUCUUCUGGGCAUAGAUGCAGUUCAGUUGGCAAAGGAAAUGGAAGAAGAUGAGCAGAAAGUGCAGGCAAAAAUGCGGAAAGGCUACAACUCUCAAAUGCGCAGUGAAGCAAAAAGGUUAAAGACUUUUGUGACCUAUGAACCCUACAGCUCAUGGACACCGCAGGAGAUGGCGGCCGCUGGGUUUUACUUCACUGGGGUAAAAGCUGGGGUUCAGUGCUUCUGCUGUAGCCUCAUCCUCUUUGGUGCCAGCCUCAGGAGACUCCCCAUAGAAGACCACAAGAAGUUUCAUCCAGACUGUGGGUUCCUUCUGAACAAGGAUGUUGGUAACAUUGCCAAGUACGACAUAAGGGUGAAGAAUCUGAGGAGCAGGCUGAGAGGAGGUAAAAUGAGGUACCAAGAAGAGGAGGCUAGACUUGGAUCCUUCAGGCACUGGCCAUUUUACGCCCAAGGGAUAUCCCCACGUGUGCUCUCAGAGGCUGGUUUUGUCUUUACAGGUAAACAGGACACGGUACAGUGUUUUUCCUGUGGUGGAUGUUUAGGAAAUUGGGAAGAAGGAGAUGAUCCUUGGAAGGAACAUGCCAAAUGGUUCCCCAAAUGUGAAUUUCUUCAAAGUAAGAAAUCCUCAGAGGAAAUUGCCCAGUAUAUUCAAAGCUACAAGGGAUUUGUUGACAUAACGGCAGAACAUUUUGUGAAUUCCUGGGUCCAGAGAGAAUUACCUAUGGCAUCAGCUUAUUGCAAUGACAGCAUCUUUGCUUACGAAGAACUACGGCUGGACUCUUUUAAGGACUGGCCCUGGGAGUCAGCUGUGGGAGCUGCAGCACUGGCCAAAGCAGGUCUUUUCUACACAGGUAUAAAGGACAUCGUGCAGUGCUUUUCCUGUGGCGGGUGUUUAGAGAAGUGGCAGGAAGGUGAUGACCCAUUAGACAAUCACACCAGAUGUUUUCCCAAUUGUCCAUUUCUCCAAAAUAUGAAGUCCUCUGUGGAAGUGAUUCCAGACCUUCAGAGCCCUGGUGAAGUCUGUGAAUUACCGGAAACCACAAGUGAAAGCCAUCUUGAAGAUUCAAUAGCAGUUGAUCCUAUAGUGCCAGAAGUGGCACAGGGUGAAGCCCAGUGGUUUCAAGAGGCGAAGAAUCUGAAUGAGCAUCUGAGAGCAGCUUAUACCAGCGCCAGUUUCCGCCACAUGUCUUUGCUUGAUAUCUCUUCCGAUCUGGGCACGGACCACUUGCUGGGCUGUGAUUUGUCCAUGGCUUCAAAACACAUCAGCAAACCUGUGCAGGAGCCCCUGGUGCUGCCUGAGGUUUUUGCCAGCUUGAACUCUGUCAUGUGUGUGGAGGGUGAAGCUGGAAGUGGAAAGACGGUUCUCCUGAAGAAAAUAGCUUUUCUGUGGGCGUCUGGAUGCUGUCCCCUGUUAAACAGGUUCCAGCUGGUUUUCUACCUCUCCCUUAGUUCCACCAGACCAGAUCAGGGGCUGGUCAGUAUCAUCUGUGACCAACUCCUAGAGAAAGAAGUAUCUGUUACUGAAAUGUGCAUGAGAAACAUCCUCCAGCAGUUGAAGAAUCAGGUCUUAUUCCUUUUAGAUGACUACAAAGAAAUAUGUUCAGUCCCUCAAGUCAUAGGAAAACUGAUUCAAAAAAACCACUUGUCACGGACCUGCCUAUUGAUUGCUGUCCGUACAGACAGGGCCAGGGACAUCCGCCGAUACCUAGAGACGAUUCUAGAGAUCAAAGCAUUUCCCUUUUAUAAUACUAUCUUUAUAUUACGGAAACUCUUUUCACAUAAUAUGACUCGUCUGCAAAAGUUUAUGAUUUACUUUAGAAAGAACGAAAGUUUGCAGAAGAUUCAGAAAACUCCUCUCUUUGUGGCGGCAGUCUGCGCUCAUUGGUUUCAGUAUCCUUUUGACCCAUCCUUUUAUGAUGUGGCUGUUUUCAAAUCCUAUAUGGAACGCCUUUUCUUAAGGAACAAAGUGGCAGCUGAACUUCUCAAAGCAACUGUAUCCUCCUGUGGUGAGCUGGCCUUGAAAGGGUUUUUUUCAUGUUGCUUUGAGUUUAAUGAUGAUGAUCUCACAGAAGCAGGGGUUGAUGAAGAUGAAGAUCUAACCAUGUGCUUGAUGAGCAAAUUUACAGCCCAGAGACUAAGACCAUCCUACCAGUUUUUAAGUCCUGCCUUCCAAGAAUUUCUUGCGGGGAUGAGGCUGAUAGAACUCCUGGAUUCAGAUAGGCAGGAACAUCAAGAUUUGGGACUGUAUUAUUUGACACAAAUCAACUCACCCAUGAUGACUGUAAGCGCCUACAACAAUUUUUUGAACUAUGUCUCCAGCCUCCCUUCAACAAAAGCAGGGCCCAAAAUUGUGUCUCAUUUGCUCCAUUUAGUGGAUAAAAAAGAGUCAUUGGAGAAUAUAUCUGAAAAUGAUGACUACUUAAAGCACCAGCCAGAAAUUUCACUGAAGAUGCAGUUAAUUAGGGGAUUGUGGCAAAUUUGUCCACAAGCUUACUUUUCAAUGGUUUCAGAAUAUUUACUGGUUCUUGCCCUGCAAAUUGCUUAUCAAAGCAACACUGUUGCUGCGUGUUCUCCAUUUGUUUUGCAAUUCCUUCAAGGGAGAACACUGACUUUGAAAGUACUUAACUUACAGUACUUUUUCGACCACCCAGAAAGCUUGUCAUUGCUGAGGAGCAUCCAAGUCUCGAUAAAUGGCAAGAAGACAUCACCCAGAUUCGAUUUUUCAGUCCUGGAAGCAUGUUUGGACAAAUCACAGGCACCAACUAUAGAUCAGGACUAUGCUUCUGCCUUUGAACCUAUGAAUGAAUGGGAGCAAAAUUUAGCUGAAAAAGAGGAUAACGUAAAGAGCUAUAUGGCUAUCCAGCGCACAGCACCACCAGACCUUAGUACUGGCUAUUGGAAACUUUCUCCAAAGCAGUACAAGAUUCCUUGUCUGGAAGUCCAUGUGAAUAAUAUUGAUGCUGUAGACCAGGAGAUGCUCGAGAUUCUAAUGACAGUUUUCUCAGCUUCACAGCGCAUCGAACUCCAUUUAAACCACAGCGGAGGCUUUAUUGAAAGCAUCCGCCCAGCUCUUGAGCUGUCUAAGGCCUCUGUCACCAAGUGCUCCAUAAGCAAAUUGGAACUCAGCGCAGCCGAAGAGGAACUGCUUCUCACCCUGCCUUCCCUGGAAUCUCUUGAAAUCUCAGGGACAAUCCAGUCACAAGACCAAAUCUUUCCUAAUCUGGAUAAGUUCCUGUGCCUGAAAGAACUGUCAGUGGAUCUGAAGGGCAACAUAAAUGUUUUUUCAGUCAUUCCUGAAGAAUUUCCAAACUUCCAUCAUAUGGAGAAAUUAUUGAUUCAAAUUUCAGCUGACUGUGAUCCUUCCAAACUAGUAAAAUUGAUUCGAAAUUCUCCAAACCUUCAUGUUUUCCAUCUGAAGUGUAACUCCUUUUCGGAUUUUGAGUCUCUCAUGACUGUACUUGCUUCCUGUAAGAAACUCACAGAAAUUAAGUUUUCGGGUUCAUUUUUUGAAGCCGUCCCAUUUGUUGCCAUUUUGCCAAAUUUUAUUUCUCUGAAGAUAUUAAAUCUUGCAGGCCAGCAUUUUCCUGAUGAGGAAACAUCGGAAAAAUUUGCCUACAUUUUAGGUUCUCUUAGUAACCUGGAAGAAUUGAUCCUUCCUACUGGGGAUGCAAUUUAUCAAGUGGCCAAACUGAUCAUCCAGCAGUGUCAGCAGCUUCAUUGUCUCCGAGUCCUCUCAUUUUUCCAGACGUUGAAUGAUGACAGCGUGGUGGAAAUUGCCAAAGUAGCAAUCAAUGGAGGUUUCCAGAAACUUGAGAACUUAAAUCUUUCAAUCAAUCACAAGAUUACAGAGGAAGGAUACAGAAAUUUCUUUCGAGCACUGGACAACAUGCCAAACUUGCAGGAGUUGAACAUCUGCAGGCAUUUCACAGAGUGUAUCAAAGCUCAGGCCACAACAGUCAAGUCUUUGAGUCAAUGUGUGUUACGACUGCCAAGCCUCAUUAGACUGAACAUGUUAAGUUGGCUCUUGGAUGCAGAUGAUAUUGCAUUGCUUAAUGUCAUGAAAGAAAGACAUCCUCAAUCUAAGUACUUAACUAUUCUCCAGAAAUGGAUAUUGCCGUUCUCUCCAAUCAUUCAGAAAUAAAAGAUUCAGCUAAAAACUGCUGAAUCAAUAAUUUGUCUUGUGGCACAUUGAGGAUGUAAAAAAAGUUGUUCAAUUAAUGCUAAAAACCAACUUAUCCAAAAUUAUUUUAUUAAAUAUUGCAUACAAAAGAAAAUGUGUAAGGCUCGCUAAAAAACAGAACAAAACAAAACAAAAAACAGUCCUGCAUACUCACCACCAAGCUCAAGAAAUAAAUCAUCACCAAUACCUUUGAGGUCCCUGAAAAAUCCACCCCAGCUAAAGGUAAACCCUUCAAUCAAGCUGAUACAGCUAACGCUCUAUUGUCCAUGGUCAACAGGGAAGGGGUUGGGGACAGGUCUGCCAAUCUAUCUAAAAGCCACAAUAUGGAAGAAGAAAUGUUCAAUUUAUAUAAUAAAUGGCUAACUUAAUGGUUGAAUCGGUUUCAUACAUGGAUGAAACGAGUUUAACACAGGAUCCACAUGAAUCUUCUGUGGGUCAAGAGAUAUUCCUUAAGCCUUAUAGAACCUGUUUUCUAUAUUGAACUAGCUUUGGUACAGUAGAAUUAACUUACUUUCCCUUUAUCCACUGCCAGUGUAAAGAGGAAACAGGGGUUAGGGACCUGGACUUUAUUCCAGAGGCUUUUCAGAGUUCAACAUAUGCUAUAAUUUAGAAUUUUCUUAUGAAUCCACUCUCCUUGGGUAGAAAAUAUUUUAUCUCUAGUGAUUUCAUAAUAUUAUUUCCAUAUCAUAGUAUUUCAUAGUAUUAUAUUUGAUAUGAGUGUCUAUAUCAAUGUCAGUGUCCAGAAUUUCAUUCCUACCAGUUAAGUAGUUUUCUGAAUGGCCAGAAGACCAUUCUAAAUUCAUGAUACUACUAUAAGUUGGUAAACAACCAUACUUUUAUCCUCAUUUUUAUUUUUAGUAAGAAAGAAGUCCAUUCUCCUCCCCUUGCCCAAGUAUGAAAUAUAGGGACAGUAUGUAUGGUGUGGUCUCAUUUGUUUAGAAAACCACUUACGACUGAGUGCAGUGGCUCACACCUGUAAUCCCAGCACUUUGGGAGGCUGAGGCGGGCGAAUCAUUUAAGGUCAGGAAUUUGAGACCAGCCUGGCCAGCAUGGUGAAACCCCAUCUCUACUAAAAAUACAAAAACUAGCCAGGUGUGGUGGCACAUGCCUGUAGUCCCAGUCACUAGGGCAGCUGAGAUGCAAGACUUGCUUGAACCCGGGAGGCAGAGGUUGCAGUGAGCUGAGAUGGCGCCACUGCAUUCCAGCCUGGGCAACAGAGUGAGACCCUGUCUCAAAACAAAAAACAAAAAACAAAACCACUUACAUUUCUAGCUACAUUAAGAAUUUCUGAAUAUGUUAAUGAGCUUGCUUGUGGUAACCAUUUAUCAUAUCAGAAAGUAUAUGUAUACCAAAACAUGUUGAACAUCCAUGUUGUACAACUGAAAUAUACAUAAUUUUAAUUUGUUAAUUAUACCUAAAUAAAACUGGAAAAAUAUUCUGGAA
This is a messenger RNA of Macaca mulatta (Rhesus monkey), 5965 nucleotides long. NCBI's taxonomy places the organism in Eukaryota, Metazoa, Chordata, Mammalia, Primates, Cercopithecidae. The record is from RefSeq and is a predicted model, not a curated record.